This is a messenger RNA of Blastomyces dermatitidis ER-3, 1830 nucleotides long. RefSeq names its product alpha-1,3-glucosyltransferase. The coding region runs from base 1 to 1830 and encodes 609 amino acids. Gene Ontology annotation, molecular function: dolichyl pyrophosphate Man9GlcNAc2 alpha-1,3-glucosyltransferase activity. The record is from RefSeq and is a predicted model, not a curated record. Gene Ontology annotation, biological process: protein N-linked glycosylation. NCBI's taxonomy places the organism in Eukaryota, Fungi, Ascomycota, Eurotiomycetes, Onygenales, Ajellomycetaceae. The transcript has 3 exons. Gene Ontology annotation, cellular component: endoplasmic reticulum membrane.
AUGGGCCAUUCCGCAAGUCCGUCACCGUCGCACCGGCCGCGGAAGAAGAGAAGAUUGCUAUCCACGGCUGCUCCCCACUCGAACGUCGAUCUUAUUACCAACGCAGACUCCAGCAAGCCUUCCCCUGCCUUCCCGAUUGUGUCGUUCCUAUGGCCCGCGCGUGCCGGCGUAUCCCAAUGGGUCGUGCUACCUCUGAUUCUUAUGGUCGUUGGGCUAUUCCGCUGGUCAGUCAGCCUAUGGGGAUAUUCGGGCCAAAACACUCCUCCAAUGUAUGGCGAUUUUGAGGCCCAGAGACACUGGAUGGAAAUUACCACUCAUCUACCUAUAUCGUUUUGGUACUUCUACGACCUACAAUGGUGGGGUUUGGAUUACCCUCCUCUUACUGCUUACCACAGCUGGCUUCUAGGCAAAUUCGGUUCGGUCAUUGAACCUUCCUGGUUCGCCCUGGACGACUCGCGCGGAAUUGAAGGACCGUUACUCAAAGUUUAUAUGCGCGCCACGGUCGUGGUCUCCGAAUACCUCGUCUACGUCCCUGCUGUUGUUAUCUUUCUUAGGAGAUACUCCCGAAUGCAAGGCACUCACGUUUGGGCUUCUUCCAUUGCGCUGGUCGCCAUCCUUAUGCAACCCGCCACUAUUCUCGUGGACCAUGGACAUUUUCAGUACAACACCGUUAUGCUUGGACUAGUGGUAGCUGCAUUAGAAUGCAUGUUCGCCGGACGGAUGCUUUGGGCUUCUUUGUUUUUUGUAUCUGCCCUAUCCUUCAAGCAAAUGGCAUUGUACUUUGCCCCCGCGAUAUUUGCCUUUAUGCUUGGCGCCUGCUUUUCACCACGCGUCAGACUUGGCCGGUUGAUGUGCAUUAGUCUCAUUACGAUUCUUGCCUUCGGUCUAAUGUUCGCCCCUUUCAUAAUCACGCCGCUCUAUAACAAAUAUCGUGGCAUUGAGCUGGCACUGCCCAGUCCACCGCUCCUUCAGAAUCUUCCAGUGCAGCUGGAUGAGUCCUCGUGGGUGUUCCCUCCGGUGCUGCAGCUCGCCCAAGCAAUCCACCGCAUAUUCCCGUUUUCGAGAGGCUUGUUCGAAGACAAAGUUGCUAACGUCUGGUGCACUAUCCACACAUUCUACAAACUACACCGUUUUCCCUCAACUUUACUCCAACGCGCGUCACUUGGCGCUACCAUUCUAUCAAUCGUGACGCCAUGUACGCUCAUCGGCCUAUACCCUCGACCGACACUUCUUCUACCAGCGCUGGCAAGCACAGCGUGGGGGUUUUUCCUUUUCUCGUUUCAAGUCCAUGAAAAGAGCGUCCUUUUACCACUCCUUCCCAUGACCCUACUUCUUGGCAACGACCGUGGCUUAAGCAAGGAAACACGAGCAUGGGUUGGGUUGGCGAACAUGCUCGGCGUGUGGACACUUUUCCCGCUGCUACGACGCGACGAAUUGCGCGUUCCCUAUUUUGUCCUCACCUUGCUGUGGGCAUACCUGCUUGGCCUCCCGCCAACAUCGCUAGAUCUAUAUCGGAAUGAAUCGGCAGGGUCGUCUGAAGCUACGCAAGAGAAUGUCGCCGGAAAUUUGCAUGUUCUGACGAAGAUAUUGCAUUUGAUUUAUUAUUUGUCUAUGAUAUUUUGGCAUAUUCUUGAGGCGUUCGUUGCGACUCCGGCAGGGAAACCGGAUUUAUGGGUUGUGCUCAACGUUUUAAUCGGAGCAUCCGGGUUUGGCAUUUUAUAUCUAUGGUGCACGUGGAAACUUAUCCAACACACUAGACUAAUACGCUCAUCGGCGGCUUCAAAGGCGUCAAAAGGCCAGCCCGUGACUGAAGAGAAAAAAAGAAAAUAG